AUGGUCGCACUCGAAGAGGUAGAGGGCAGCCUCCUUCAGAAGCCAUCCGAUGCGGCUCACCGAGUCCCUUCCCGAGUCCCCUCCGCGUACAAGCCCAUGCAAUCCUUCGCUCUCGACAAGCAGAAAUCCUACCAGCAACAAUAUGGCGACAUGUACUUCUUGCGCCUCACAAAGAUCAAGCCCGCUGUUGAUCAAGUCGCCGAGGCUGCAUGGAGUGGUACAUCUAUCGGUGGCGAGACGGCUCAGCGAGUUGAGAGGGUGCUCGAUGUCCGCCAGGGAGAGCUCUGCUGGGUGACGGGCACCGUGUAUAUGGAGAUGCCCCUGAAGCCUAAUAUUCUCGAGGAUGUGUCCAAAGAUCGCUGGAUCUCUGCCCCAAUCUCGACGCCCAAAUACUUCUCCGACGACGACCAGGUCAUGCUGGAGGACGAGUCAGGUCGCAUCAGGCUAGUUGGAGACUUGCUCAAGUCACUACACCUCGUGACGGGUUGCAUCAUCGGUGUUAUGGGCACCGAAAACUCCAAUGGCGAGCUCGAGGUCAUCGACGUCAAGUUCCCGGAUCUAGCUCCUCAGCCAGAGCGCUGGAGCCUUACCAACGGAACCGGCAAGAAGGCCAAGGGCGAGGAUGAGGAAAUGGCCGACGCCCCUGAAGGGAAGAAGGGCAACAAUAAAGUCGCCAUCGUGUCUGGCUUGUCCUUUUCUGGUACCGAUGCUUCUUACGCCCUCGAGCUCGACUUGCUCCUCGAGUACUUGCUCGGAGAGGCACUCAGUCCUUCCAGUCAGGCCGACGUCUCGCAUAUCAGCCGCCUCAUCAUCGCCGGAAACUCCAUCUCAACAACAGACCAAAAACCCCAGGCCGCAGAGGAAGCCCAACCAGAGAAGAAAGCCCACAAAAAGUACGGCUACGACUCCAGCGCCUACAAUGCGCUCCCCUCUCAGCUCUUCGACGCUUUCCUUGCUGAACUCCUCCCUUCUAUCCCUGUGACGAUGCUCCCUGGCGACCAAGACCCUGCCAAUGCCAGCUACCCACAACAGCCUGUUCACUCAGCCAUGUUCCCCAACUCACGGGUCUAUGCCCGUGAUCCAUCUUCCCCAACGAAGCCAGGGUGGUUUGAUACGGUGACGAAUCCCUGGGAGGCUGAGGUCGAGGGAUGGCGUUUCCUAGGUACUGGCGGUCAGAACGUUGAUGAUGUUUUCAAGUACGUCGGCAGUGAUGAUCGCCUGGGCAUGAUGGAGGCAAUGUGUCGAUGGCGAUGCUGUGCCCCCACUGCCCCUGACACACUCUGGAGCUAUCCUUUCCAAGAAGACGACCCAUUUGUCAUGAAGACGUGCCCACACCUGUACUUUGCCGGAUGCCAGCCCCAGUUCUCAACCAAGGUGGCGCACGGCCCUGACGGCCAGUCCGUAAGACUCAUCACUGUGCCAUCAUUUUCGACGACAAAGGAGAUCGUGUUAGUGGACACGGAGACACUUGAGGUGGAGAGAGUCAAGAUAUCAGCCAAGUAA
Molecule: messenger RNA, 1503 nt
Organism: Fusarium vanettenii 77-13-4
Lineage: Eukaryota; Fungi; Ascomycota; Sordariomycetes; Hypocreales; Nectriaceae
Exons: 4
Coding region: 1-1503 (500 amino acids)
Biological process (GO): DNA replication; DNA strand elongation involved in DNA replication
Cellular component (GO): delta DNA polymerase complex
Molecular function (GO): DNA binding
Source: RefSeq, a predicted model, not a curated record